Molecule: messenger RNA, 891 nt
Organism: Erpetoichthys calabaricus (reedfish)
Lineage: Eukaryota; Metazoa; Chordata; Cladistia; Polypteriformes; Polypteridae
Gene: mrpl21
Product: mitochondrial ribosomal protein L21
Exons: 7
Coding region: 100-711 (203 amino acids)
Cellular component (GO): ribosome; mitochondrial large ribosomal subunit
Molecular function (GO): structural constituent of ribosome
Source: RefSeq, a predicted model, not a curated record
GGCGUGAUGCAAAAGACUGGAGCAGACGACCUACACGGACAUUGUUCGCUGCCGGACUGAGACGGAAAUCCAAUUCAAGCAAGCAAGGUUUGGGUGAAGAUGACCGCGUCCGUAGUUCGGGGUUGCGGCCAACUUUUGCGUUGUCCAUCUGUUUUUUGUAAAGGUUAUCUUCGUCCAGGUUUUCUAAAUUAUGCUGCUCUGUGCCACCAAAGUUCUCAGCCAUCAAAAUUGCCUGUGGGAUAUGUUCCAGAAACAUCUUUAUCCAAGCCUCCAUGGCCAGAAGUAAAACUACCUGAUCCUGAAGAGGAAAAAAAGCAAAACAUAGAUGUUGUGCAUAAAGUGAAUGACCUUAUAGCCACCGGGCAAUAUGGAAGGCUGUUUGCUGUUGUUCACUUUGCUAGCAGGCAGUGGAAGGUGACAAAUGAGGACUUGAUACUGAUUGAAAAUCAUAUAGAUGCAGAAUGUGGAGAAAGGAUCUGUCUUGAAAAGGUACUACUUGUAGGAAGUGAAAACUUCUCUUUAAUAGGAAGACCAUUACUUGGGAAAGAUUUGGUGCGAGUAGAAGCGACAGUUAUUGAAAAAACAGAAUGCUCACCAAAAGUUCACAUGGUAUUUUGGAAAAGACACAGGUUCCAGAAGAAAAAAUUCAUUGUGCAACCUCAGACUGUACUUAGGAUCAACAGUAUAGAAGUCCUUCCAAACUUGUCGUAAGGCUUUGCACUUGAGUUUUGAUGGAGCAGAUACCUUGGCACCUUGGUUCUGGAUUGUCACUUUGAUCACCGUGUGGUCUUUUUAUUGUUUUUUUCUUUUUUUUUUUUCUUUUUUUUUUAAUACUUAAUCAUGUAAGCAUCUUGGACAGAUGUUACUCAUUAAAAGCAUUUAAUAUGAAAA